AGGGGAGAAAAGCGGGGGGGCAGCGAGUUGUGCGCCUUGUGAGCUCGCAGCUGUUCCAGGUUGCAAUGCCUCUGCUGCUCUCCCGUGCUUUAGUUUAGUCUGCCCCCCGCCCCCUUUUCCUUCCCGUUCGCUUUGGUUGGGGACAUCUAAAAAAAAUUUCCCUUUCUUUGCUAUAAUCUCUCUGGCGCUGGCCCACUUCGCCCUCCCUAUUUUUGUGGGGAAUGCCGGGGUGGGGGCUUGUGAUUUUUGAGCCCUCGUUCUAGUGCUUGGCCUUUUGGGGGAGUGUUGAUGCGGCGUUAUGGGGCGCUGGAUCUGCUGUCCAACGCGAGUUCGUAGCACUUGCACUAGCUUGUCGGGGAGCCUGCGAGAUCAGGAGUUGGGGAUUGUGCUGCCACUCUGCUGAAAGUUGAGACAAGGUGGACAGGUUGUGGUGUUUCCCUGCCUGUUAGAGUCUGUAGUUCUGCGUUCCUGAUCAACUGCUCUUACGCGAUUGUUGUCAUCUCAAUCUGUUUCGCCAAGCAUGGCUGGGCAAACGGCAAAGGCAAAGGAAGCAGGAAAAGAUGACAGACAAGAACCUGGAGCGGAGGCGACGAAAGAGAAGCUACUGCCGUCUCACAAGCAGCAAGAGCCUCCAGCUUCUGUGGUGGACAAGGAUUCUUCUGGUGUCUCUUCAGUCCCUGGUGAUGAGUCGCCGCCAGUCCUGGAUGGGGAUUCUGGUGAGUUAAAAGAGGAGGAAAACUUGGAUGGUAAUGGGAAUAAGGAAAAGAAAACGUCUCAAAAGAGCAGUACAAGUGACGGCUUUGCUUCUGCUAAAGUGAGUGAUGGGACAAGUAGUUUGAGGAAGACUAGUGGUAGUGCGACGAUGAGCACACGGGCUGAUUUCACUGAGAGUGGGAAGAGUAGCAUGUGCCGUGCGAGCACGGGCAGUGACAUUAGUGAUGAGAGCUCCUGCAGCAGCAUGAGCAGUGCCACCACAAAGCCACACAAGGGGAAUGAUUCAAGGUGGGAGGCAAUCCAUGUGGUGAAGUCCAGGGAUAAUGCUCUUGGUCUGAAUCAUUUUAGGCUGCUUAAGAAGUUGGGUUCUGGUGAUAUAGGAAGUGUGUAUCUCUCUGAAUUGAGUGGUACACGGAGUUACUUUGCUAUGAAGGUUAUGGAUAAGACUUCUUUGGCGAGUAGGAAGAAGCUGCUUCGAGCUCAGACCGAGCGGGAGAUCCUGCAGUCCCUGGAUCAUCCAUUUCUACCAACCCUGUAUACUCACUUUGAGACAGAUAAGUUUUCAUGCUUGGUUAUGGAAUUCUGUCCUGGAGGGGACCUUCAUACUCUUCGGCAAAGGCAGCCUGGAAAAUAUUUUUCAGAGCAAGCAGCAAAGUUCUAUGUAGCAGAGGUGCUCCUUGCAUUGGAAUACCUGCAUAUGCUUGGGAUUAUAUACCGUGAUCUUAAACCAGAAAAUGUUCUUGUUCGGGAAGAUGGCCACAUCAUGCUGUCAGACUUUGAUCUCUCUCUUCGUUGUUCAGUAAGCCUAACGGUGAUCAAAUCUGCAAAUCCUGGCCUAGAUGCAAUGCAGAGGAACAAUGCAGCAUACUGUGCCCAGCCUGCUUGCAUUGAACCAUCCUGCAUUCAGCCCUCUUGUGUAGCUCCAACUACUUGCUUUGGCCCCCGGUUCUUCAAAUCUAAAUCCAAGUCGAAAUCCAAGUCCAAGAAGGAGAAGUCAAAGUCUGAUGCUCCAAACCAAGAGAACCUCUUCCCAGAGCUCAUUGCUGAGCCAACUGAUGCUCGCUCAAUGUCCUUUGUUGGCACCCAUGAGUACUUGGCCCCAGAAAUAAUAAAAGGGGAGGGCCAUGGAAGUGCUGUGGAUUGGUGGACCUUUGGCAUAUUCUUGUACGAGUUGUUGUUUGGCAAGACCCCGUUCAAAGGUUCAGGCAACCGGGCUACACUCUUCAACGUUGUGGGCCAGCCCUUGAGGUUCCCAGAGUCCCCAAUUGUGAGCUUCUCUGCGAGGGACAUGAUAAGGGGAUUGCUAGUCAAGGACCCGCAGCACCGACUUGGGUACAAGCGUGGUGCUACCGAGAUAAAGCAACAUCCUUUCUUUGAGGGUGUGAACUGGGCUCUCAUAAGGUGCGCAAGCCCUCCAGACAUACCAAAGCCUGUUGAGCUCGAGUGCCGCCCAAAGCAAGUGCCAUCAGCAAAUGGAAAGGUCGCGCCAGUCGCUAACCAAAAGGGGCCAGAUAAUUAUCUAGAGUUUGAGUUCUUCUAGGGAAUUUAUGUGAUUUCUGAACUGAGAGAGAGCAUCUGGGCUGAUGCUGUUGAAAGAAAGUGAAAGAUGAUGAGCUACUCUAGGCAUGUGCUUGGCUGGUUUUUUUUCUGCCAUUAGACUGUAUGCUCGUUUCAGGAUAUCCGAGUUGUUAUUUUUCCGUGUUGAACUGCUUAACUCUAGGGUCUACUCAAUCCAUCAUGUAUGUUGAAAUUUUCAGAACCCACCUAUGGUACUUGAAAUGGAUUUCAGGUCUACUUGUUCUAGCUGUCUGUGUAA
Messenger RNA from Sorghum bicolor (sorghum), 2530 nucleotides. RefSeq names its product serine/threonine-protein kinase D6PK-like. The coding region runs from base 521 to 2254 and encodes 577 amino acids. Gene Ontology annotation, molecular function: protein serine/threonine kinase activity; ATP binding. The record is from RefSeq and is a predicted model, not a curated record. Gene Ontology annotation, biological process: protein phosphorylation. The transcript is spliced from 3 exons. Gene Ontology annotation, cellular component: nucleus; plasma membrane; cytoplasm. Lineage: Eukaryota; Viridiplantae; Streptophyta; Magnoliopsida; Poales; Poaceae.